AUGUUAGAACUAAAGCUGGAAACUCGCGCACGUUAUGCGCAUUUUAUAGCAAACACCGCCUCACUUUCAAACUGUGGAGGGCAAAGAAGGAUGGAGAAAAGGGAAGAAGAAAGGAAGACUCAUGUUAAAAGAGGGUUGUGGAAACCUGAAGAAGACAUGAUACUUCGAAGCUAUAUCGACACUCAUGGAGAAGGAAACUGGGCAGACAUCUCUCGUAGAUCCGGAUUGAAGAGAGGAGGCAAAAGCUGUCGGUUGAGAUGGAAGAACUACCUAAGACCAAACAUCAAAAGAGGAGGCAUGACGCCUCAAGAACAAGACCUCAUCAUCCGCAUGCAUAAGCUUCUCGGCAACCGAUGGUCGUUGAUCGCGGGUCGCCUUCCGGGUAGGACUGACAACGAAGUCAAGAACUACUGGAAUACCCAUUUGAACAAGAAAUCCAGUUCCAGGAAACAAAAUGCAACUGAAUCAGUGGAAGCCACUCCAUGGGUCGACAAGCCAGUUAUGUCUACAGAAGUGAGAGGAAGCCAUGGAGGAGGAGAGGGAGAAGAGGGCACUACCACUACCUGGAUGGAAGAGACCAACUUCUUCGCCCGCAUAGAAUCUCCCCUGCCUCUCACUGCUCAUAACCCAGACACUCUUUUGUUUGACCCAUCUUUUGCCUUCACCGAUUGCUUUCCUCUGCUUUAGCCUUUAGGACUUUCCUGAUUCUAUCUCUGAGCGAUAAAUUCUUGCAUAGACUUUGCGAAUCAUAUUAUACAAUUAGUCUAAGCAAGAAUUAAUCAUGAAUUGUAAUAAGCCCUGAUUCAUUGUGGAUCCUAUCCUUAUCUUAUCAAACAUCAACUCCAGUGCAA
Messenger RNA from Brassica napus (rape), 851 nucleotides. Its product is annotated as transcription factor MYB82-like. Bases 1 to 687 code for a protein of 228 amino acids. NCBI's taxonomy places the organism in Eukaryota, Viridiplantae, Streptophyta, Magnoliopsida, Brassicales, Brassicaceae. The record is from RefSeq and is a predicted model, not a curated record. The transcript is spliced from 3 exons.